Molecule: messenger RNA, 762 nt
Organism: Periophthalmus magnuspinnatus
Lineage: Eukaryota; Metazoa; Chordata; Actinopteri; Gobiiformes; Gobiidae
Gene: tm4sf21a
Product: transmembrane 4 L six family member 21a
Exons: 5
Coding region: 121-693 (190 amino acids)
Cellular component (GO): membrane
Source: RefSeq, a predicted model, not a curated record
CAAGUGGAAACACAUUUUUCUUAGUUCGGAGUUGAACUUCUCUCUGAAAGCAGGAAGGAUUUAGUGCUCUGCAAGGACAAGUUAUUCCAGUAUAUACUGCAGCAGUGUUCAGCUGGCAACAUGUGCACUGGAAGAUGUUCCCGUUUCAUUGCUGUGGCUCUGUAUCCACUGGCACUUAUUUCUAUCAUCUGUAACAUAGUGCUGUUCUUUCCUGGAGGUGAGACAAAAUAUGCCAAAGAUGGACAUAUAACUGAGGAGGUCAAAUACAUGGGGGGACUUGUAGGAGGUGGAGUGAUGGUCUUGCUCCCAGCUCUGUACAUCCACAUGACUGGGAAACAGGCCUGCUGUGGAAACCGCUGUGGGAUGCUUUUGUCCAUUUUGUUUGCUGCAGUGGGUGUUGCUGGUGCCCUCUAUAGUUUUGCUGUGGCUAUACUGGGUUUGCAGAAUGGCCCUCUCUGCCGCGUUCUUUUGAUUUGGAGUACACCUUUUAAAGACAGAGACAGCAGUUACCUGUCAGACAAGACAUGGUGGGGCACAUGCACAGAACCUAAAGACAUUGUCCAGUUUCACAUAGGGUUGUUCAGUACUCUGCUGGCCACGAGUGGUCUACAGAUAAUCCUCUGUGCCAUUCAAAUGAUCAAUGGGCUCUUUGGGUGUCUGUGUGGAUCCUGCAUAGAGAAAGGGCCUCUCUAAGCUGGUCAGUCUUAUGUCAACGCAAAUGGCGACAUCUAGUGGUGAAAUCUGAGAAGUCACGCUUUUGAC